This is a messenger RNA of Camelina sativa (false flax), 510 nucleotides long. Lineage: Eukaryota; Viridiplantae; Streptophyta; Magnoliopsida; Brassicales; Brassicaceae. The record is from RefSeq and is a predicted model, not a curated record.
AUGUCGGUCUGUUUCUCAGUCAACAUACUACAUAGAGCUGGAAUGACCAACUGGAAUAUCAGCUCAACUCCUGUGGAUACGAAGUCAAAGCUAGCAGCUGCGGCAGGUGAACCGGUCAAGGAUCCUUCUCUCUAUUGGAGCCUCGCCGGUGCUCUCCAAUACCUCACCUUCACUAGCCCCGACAUUGCUUAUGUGGUUCAACAAGUAUGUUUGUUCAUGCACGAUCCACGGGAAUCACACCUCACUGCCUUAAAACACAUUCUCCGUUACGUAAAAGGCACCAUCUCUCAUGGUCUUCAGAUUCACCGCUCCCCCGUCACUGACAUGGUCGCUUAUACCGACGCCGACUGGGCAGGAUGUCCUGACACGCGCCGCUCCACAUCUGGUUACUGCGUUUUUCUCGGUGACAGUCUCAUAUCCUGGUCCGCCAAACGUCAAGCAACAGCUUCCCGUUCUAGCGCUGAGGCCGAGUAUCGUGGUGUUGCCAACGUCGUCGCCGAAGCAACUUGA